AUGCAUGGCCCUUGUGGAGAGUUAAAUAAGAAGAAUGUUUGCAUGCAAAAUGGCGAGUGUAAAUAUCACUACCCUAGAGAGUUUUCUCCAAGAUCACUACAAGCGAAAGAUGCUUAUCCAGUUUAUAAAAGGAGCAAAAAUAACAGAACAAUGUUGGUUCGAAACAAAAUCCUUAAUAAUCAAUGGGUGGUACCUUAUAAUCCUUAUUUGUUGACACGUUAUAACUGUCACAUCAAUGUUGAAAUAUGCUCAGGCAUAAAAGCAGUUAAAUACCUUUAUAAGUACAUAUAUAAAGGUCAUGAUAGAGUGGCAGUAAACAUUGAGUACAAUGAAGGUGAAAAAGUUGUGAAUGAAAUCAAGAAUUUUCAAGAUGCAAGAUGGGUAUCAGCUCAGGAAGCUUUCUGGAGAAUAUAUGAAUUCCAUCUUAAUGAGAUAUUCCCGGCUGUCAUUAACUUACAACUUCACAUGCCAAAUCAUCAAUAUGUUUCAUAUUGGAAACAUCAAGACCUAUCGAAAUUUAUUCACUUGGAACAUGUCUCAAAGACGAUGCUUACAGAAUUUUUUACUAUGUGUAAAAAAAUUAAAGAAGGUAACAAGAAGAAACAUGAAAAGGACCAUGAAAAGGAGUUAUUAUAUGUGGAAUUUCCUGAAUGUUAUGUUUGGGAUUCAACUUCAAAAUCUUGGCGUCCAAGAAAACAGAGACAAGUGAUAGGUCGAAUAAAUGGGGCUAAUCCAAUUGCAGGAGAGAGAUAUUACUUACGACUAUUGCUUACUCACGUUAGGUGUCCGAAAUCAUUUGAAGAUCUACUGACGGUAAAUGGUAUUCAUUGCAAAUCUUUCAAGCAAUCAGCUCAAAAAUUAGGUCUUUUGGAAUCUGAUGAUAGCAUAAGAGAGUGCUUAGAUGAAGCCAUCAUCUUCCAAAUGCCAACAGCACUUCGACGUUUGUUUGCAACUAUAUUGGUUCAUUGUGAGCCUACGGAUGUUAAUCAUUUGUGGGAUAAAUAUAUUGAAUCAUUAUCUGAAGACUUCACAAGGAAACCAAAUGCUACUAGAGCUUCGGUGAUAAAUGAUACUCUUCUCAAUAUUAACUUCUACUUAGAGAGCAUGGGAAAGGAUAUUAAAAAUUUUGACUUGCCACCUUUACAAGCCAAAAACAUUACAGAGGAAAUUUCAUACCCAAGAGAAAUAAAAGAAGAGCUAGAUGUUCAAAUCUCAACUGAUGAUCUAAAUGCUGCAACAAAACUCAACUAUGAACAACAUACUGCAUACACUACAAUAGUAUCAAGAGUUGAAGGAAAUAAAAGUGGAGUUUUCUUUAUUGACGGUCCAGGAGGAACUGGGAAGACUGUAGGGUGA
Molecule: messenger RNA, 1356 nt
Organism: Asparagus officinalis (garden asparagus)
Lineage: Eukaryota; Viridiplantae; Streptophyta; Magnoliopsida; Asparagales; Asparagaceae
Exons: 1
Coding region: 1-1356 (451 amino acids)
Source: RefSeq, a predicted model, not a curated record